CGGCGGCCCGGCGGCGGGAGCGAGGCGACCGCUGGGCCCGCGGCCAGUGACGGGCGGCCGGCCGAGGGGAGCCGGGGCGGGGCGGCGGCGGCCGGCGAGCGAGCGCGCGGGCGGCCUGGCCCCGCCCCGGUGACCUUCACGGCCCGGGCGGCGGGCGCAGGCCGGGCGGCGGCGGCGGCGGCGCGAUGUUCGUGCAGGAGGAGAAGAUCUUCGCGGGCAAGGUGCUGCGGCUGCACAUCUGCGCGUCCGACGGCGCCGAGUGGCUGGAGGAGGCGACCGAGGACACGGCGGUGGAGAAGCUCAAGGAGCGCUGCCUCAAGCACUGUGCCCAUGGGAGCUUGGAAGACCCCAAAAGUGUGACCCAUCACAAAUUGAUACAUGCUGCUUCGGAGAGGGUGCUGAGUGAUGCCAAAACAAUCUUGGAAGAGAACGUCCAAGACCAAGAUGUCUUGUUGUUGAUAAAGAAACGUGCUCCGACUCCACUUCCUAAGAUGGCUGACGUCUCGGCAGAAGAAAAGAAGAAACAAGAGCAGAAAGCCCCCGACAGGGAGGCCAUCUACCGAGCCACCGCCAGCGUGCCGCCCCACAACAUGGACCGGGCCGAGGUCCAGACCAACAUCAGAGACUUCCAGACAGAACUCCGGAAGAUCCUGGUGUCGCUCAUCGAGGUGGCGCAGAAGUUGUUGGCGCUGAACCCGGAUGCGGUUGAACUGUUUAAGAAGGCGAAUGCGAUGCUGGACGAGGAGGAGGAUGGCAGAGUGGACGAGGCUGCCCUGCGGCAGCUCACGGAGAUGGGCUUCCCGGAGACCAGGGCGGCCAAGGCCCUUCGGCUGAACCACAUGUCGGUACCUCAGGCCAUGGAGUGGCUGAUUGAGCACGCGGAAGACCCGACCGUUGACGCGCCUCUCCCAGGCCAGGCCUCGCCGGAAGGGGCACAGGCCGAGGCUGCCCCCGAGGCCUCCCCGGAGGCUGCUGGGACGAGCACAGGAGACGAAGAGCCCAGAGACGAGCUAACGGAGAUCUUCAAGAAGAUCCGGAGGAAAAGGGAGUUUCGGGCUGACGCUCGGGCGGUCAUUUCGCUGAUGGAGAUGGGCUUCGAUGAGAAGGAAGUGAUGGACGCCCUCCGGGUGAACAACAACCAGCAGAACGCCGCCUGCGAGUGGCUGCUGGGAGACCGGAAGCCGUCCCCCGAGGAGCUGGACAAGGGCAUCGACCCCGACAGCCCUCUCUUUCAAGCCAUUCUGGAUAACCCGGUGGUGCAGCUGGGCCUGACUAACCCGAAAACAUUACUAGAAGCAUGUGGGAUUUUCCGGACUUAAAGUAAGACUAACAGCCACAUGUCUGCGUUUUUAUCUGCCUUCGGCUUGGGUCGUGAUCUCAGGGUCCUGGGAGUCCCGCGUCGGGCGCUGUGCUUAGCGCGCAGUGUGCCUCUCCCUCUCCCGCCUGCCGCUCCGCCGGCUUCUGCUCUGACAGAUAAAUGAGAUCUUUAGAAAAAAUU
Mustela erminea (ermine) is the source of this 1498-nucleotide messenger RNA. It is a transcript of the gene UBAC1, whose product is annotated as UBA domain containing 1. The record is from RefSeq and is a predicted model, not a curated record. The transcript is spliced from 10 exons. The coding region runs from base 186 to 1319 and encodes 377 amino acids. Gene Ontology annotation, molecular function: protein binding. Lineage: Eukaryota; Metazoa; Chordata; Mammalia; Carnivora; Mustelidae.